GGCUCAGCAACCCCUCAUUCUCCAACACACACCAGCAUGGCACCUUCUGUUGUUCAGGCCACUGUAGGACUCCUUUUCCUUCUUGCCUCUGCGCAUGCGCAAGUAAGAGGAGACAGCCUGGCAGCAUGCUCGCCAAAUGACGGUUUUGGAAGGUACUGCCCGACCACAUGUGGAGUGGCCGAUUACUUGUUUCGAUACUUACCAGACGUCAGCAGAGAUCUGAAAUACAUGGAGAAUGACCUGGAGCACAUCGCCAACAUGACCACAGACACGGAGGACAAUGUGGUAAACAUGAAGGACUCAGCCACAGCUGCACAGAAGAGCUCCCAGUCAGAGAACUACAUAAAAAAAUCAGCUAGCAUGUUGGAUGAUGUCCUACGGUAUGAAAAGACCAUCCUUGCACAAGAACAGCAAAUAUUUGAACUGCAGAACAUUCUCUCAUCCAAUCAGAGGAGGAUGGCUGAGCUGGAGAGCAUGUCCGCCCAGCUUAAACAGAAGUGCCAGGAGCCAUGUCAGGACUCUGUUGUAAUCCAGCCCACCACAGGCACAGAUUGUCAAGAUGUUGCCAACAAAGGAGCCACCACCAGCGGCCUGUAUUACAUCAAACCUACUACAGCACCAGAACAAUUCUUGGUCUAUUGUGAAAUCGAUGAAUUUAGACGAGGGUUCACUGUUCUUCAAAGGAGACGAGACGGCAGCGUGGAUUUUAAUAAGAACUGGAUCCAGUAUAAGAACGGCUUUGGGUACCUCUCCCCAGAUGACACUACAGAGUUCUGGCUGGGCAAUGAUAAAAUCCACUGGCUGACCGUGGGUUUGACCAUCCCCACUGUGCUGCGGAUAGAGUUGGUGGAUUGGGAGGGCAACAAAAGAUAUGCAGAUUACAACAUGUUUGCCCUGAGUCCAGAGACUGACAUGUACCGUCUCACUUAUGGAUUCUACUUGGGUGGAGACGCUGGAGAUGCUUUCGCUGGCUUUGACUUUGGAGAUGACCCCAGUGAUAAGUUCUACACCAUGCACAAUGGGCAGCAGUUCAGCACCCAUGACAAGGACAACGAUAAAUAUGACGGGAACUGUGCCCAGCAGGACGGCUCUGGCUGGUGGAUGAACCGCUGCCAUGCAGCCCACCUCAAUGGAAAAUACUAUCAAGGUGGAAAGUACACAGCAAAGGAUGCUGGUGACUCCGGCUUCGAUAACGGCAUCAUCUGGGCGACCUUCCACGACCGCUGGUACUCAUUGAAGGAGACCACCAUGAAAAUCAUCCCCCUGACCCGCCUCGCAACUGGAGGCCAGCAAGGAGGCAUGAAAGAGUUUGGAGGACUGGGGGUCUAAAUGUGACACCAAUACAAGUUCCUUUUUGAGAUUAUCAAAUGCUUCCAAAAUGUCUCCUGUCUUUUCUGUGCUUGAUACUGGCCUACAUUAAAGGGUACCUGAUUUUUUUCCCAUG
Messenger RNA from Boleophthalmus pectinirostris (great blue-spotted mudskipper), 1444 nucleotides. It is a transcript of the gene fgg, whose product is annotated as fibrinogen gamma chain. Gene Ontology annotation, molecular function: signaling receptor binding. NCBI's taxonomy places the organism in Eukaryota, Metazoa, Chordata, Actinopteri, Gobiiformes, Gobiidae. Gene Ontology annotation, cellular component: fibrinogen complex. Gene Ontology annotation, biological process: platelet activation; blood coagulation; protein polymerization. Bases 37 to 1329 code for a protein of 430 amino acids. The transcript is spliced from 9 exons. The record is from RefSeq and is a predicted model, not a curated record.